AUGCCAGGGACUUUGAUAGCUUUGGCAACUCUGGUCUUCUUCAGCCACCUCUUUCCCAUUGCCACUUCUUUCCAACCGGACCUGGUGCGGGACAUGGCUAAGGUUCUCCAGGAAAACUAUUGCUUCCCAGAAAACCUAGUUGGUAUGCAGGAAGCCAUACAGCAGGCGAUCAGCAGUGGGGAGAUCCUGCACAUAUCAGAUCGGCGGACUCUGGCGGCCAUGCUGACCACUGGAGUGCAGGGUGCACUCAAUGACCCCCGACUUAGCAUCACCUACGAGCCCGACUACAUCCCUGUGGCGCCAUCUGCUCUACCCCCGCUCCCGCCAGAGCAGCUCUUCAGCGCCAUCCAGAGUUCUAUCAAGGCAGAGGUCCUGGAGGGCAAUGUGGGAUACCUGAGGAUUGAUCGUGUGAUCGGAAAGGACAUUGCUGAGAAGAUUGGGCCCCUCCUCUUGGACGCCAUCUGGGAUAGGGUGGUCCACACCUCCUCGCUGAUCCUCGACCUCCGCUAUUGUGCUAGAGGGGAAAUGUCCGGCAUCCCAUACAUUGUUUCGUACCUCAUGGAUGCCGAACCUCCUAUUCACCUUGACACCGUGUAUGACCGUCCUUUCAACACCACAACGGAGCUUUGGACUAGGCCCACAGUCGUGGGAGAGAGGUACGGAAAGGGGAAAGACGUGAUGGUCCUCACCAGCAAGGGUACCAUGGGUGUCUCUGAGGGGCUGGCCUAUGCCCUGAAGCAUCUGAAGAGGGCCAUUAUUGUUGGUGAAAGGUCCGCAGGGGGCUCUGUCAAAAUCGAGAAACUGAGGAUUGGAGAAUCUGAUUUUUAUAUGACAGUCCCCGUCGCCAGAGCAAUUAGCCCAGUAACCGGAAGGAGCUGGGAGGUAGGCGGAGUCCUGCCAAACGUGCGCUUGCAUGCUAAAGAGGCCGUUGACAGAGCCAUAUCUCUCAUUGAGAUCCGAAGAGCAAUUCCAAAAAUAAUCCAGAACGUCACUGAUAUAAUCAAAAGCUUCUAUUCAUUUACAGAUAAGGUCCCAACCAUCCUUCAACAUCUUUCAUCUAUAGAUUUAUUUGAAAUCAUUUCAGAAGAAGACUUAGCCUCAAAGCUAAACUAUGAAUUACAGACUGUAUCCAAUGAUCCCCGUUUGAUUGUUAAAGUGCCGGCUGAACCCCCCGUCAUUAUCGAGGAGGCUUCAGAGCCAGGAAAAAUUCCCAACAAUACAUCGUUCCUUGAGGUUUUGGUGGACAACCUUUUUCAGGUGACCGUCCUUCCAGGGAACACUGGUUACCUCCGCUUUGAUGAAUUCGGCGAGGCCAGUAUGCUAGCCAGACUGGGAGAGCAGAUUGUAAAAAAGGUGUGGGACCCGAUUAAAGACACAGACAACCUUGUCAUUGACCUGCGCUUCAACAUGGGGGGGUCAUCAGCGGCUGUGCCCAUUCUGCUGUCAUACCUCUUUGACUCGACUCCAGCGGUUCAUUUCUUCACCAUCUAUAACCGGAUUAGUAACUCUACCACUGAGUUCCACACCUUGCCCAACCUUCUGGAUACACCUUAUGGUUCAAGACGCGGGGUUUAUGUGCUCACAAGCCACCACACAGCGACGGCAGGUGAGGAGUUUGCAUAUCUUAUGCAGACACUCCACCGGGCUACAGUCAUUGGCGAAAUCACAUCAGGGACCCUUCUGCACUCCAAAUCUCUCCAAGUUGAAGACACAAACAUUGUUGUCACUGUCCCAUUCAUAAACUUCAUCAACAACAAUGGAGAGUGCUGGCUAGGAGGAGGUGUUGUCCCGGAUGCCAUUGUUUUAGCUGAAGAGGCACUGGAGAAAGCUUAUGAGGUCAUCAAGUUCCAUCAGGAAAUCCAUUCUUUGGUGGAGGGGACAGGAGAGCUGUUGGAGGUCCACUAUGCUAUCCCAGAGGUUGCUGCGAAAGUCAGGAAGGUCCUAAUGUCAAAGUGGGCCGAGGGCUUGUAUCGAUCUGUGGUGGACUAUGAGUCACUAGCCUCCCAGCUCACAGCUGAUCUCCAGGAAAUGACAGGCGACCACCGCUUAGGCAUUUUCUAUUGUGACGCUGGGCCUGAGUCCUUCCAAGAGGUGCCUAAAAUCCCCACCCCCGAGGAGGUACAACAUGUUGUGGAUGCCAUUUUCAGGGUCGAGGUCCUGCCAGGAAAUGUGGGCUACCUGAGGUUUGACAUGAUGGCAGAUGCUGAGGUUCUGAAGGCGGUAAGCCCCCAGCUUCUGGACCUUGUUUGGAACAAAUUGGUCAGCACCGAUGCCUUGAUCGUUGACAUGCGGUACAACACCGAUGGCAACUCCACCGCUGUCCCUCUCCUCUGCACAUACUUCUUCAACACAAAGCCACUCCGGCAUCUCUACACUGUGUUUGAUCGCUCCACAACAACCAUGACAGAUGUCACGACUCUGCCCGAGGUGCUGGGCCAGAGAUAUGGGACAAAAAAGGACGUGUACAUACUCACCAGUCACAUGACAGGGUCCGCAGCAGAGGUCUUCACGAGAACCAUGAAGGACCUGAACAGAGCUUUGGUCAUUGGAGAGCCAACCACUGGGGGCUCCCUGUCGAGUGUUAUCUAUCGGAUUGGGAAGAGCAUCCUGUAUGCAUCCAUUCCAAAUCGAGUAGUUUUAAGUGCAGUGACUGGCAAAGUUUGGAGUGUCUCAGGAGUUGAGCCACAUAUUGCAGCCCAGGCUAAUGACGCUCUGAAUGUGGCCCAAAAAAUAAUAGCCCUCCGAUCCCAGAUCCCGGCCGUUGUCCAGGCGGCGGCUGGCCUGGUGGCUGAGAACUACGCCUUCGCACAGAUCGGGGAGGACGUGGCUGGGAAGCUGAAGGGGCUUUUGGAGAAGGGUCACUACGGCAUGGUCAACUCUGAGGAGGAGUUGAAGGCUAAGCUCUCGGCUGACCUCAUUGAGCUGUCUGGAGACAAAAACCUGAAGACCGCGGGCAAUACCCUCGCUAUGCUCCCUCUUGAGAAUCCAACACCCGAGAUGUUGGCCGAUCUGAUCAAGCUCUCCUUCCACACGGAUGUGCUGGAGAACAACAUCGGCUACCUUCGCUUCGACAUGUUCGGCGACUUCGACCAAGUCGCCGCCGUAGCCCAGAUCAUUGUGGAGCACAUCUGGAGCAAGAUUGUGCACACAGAUGCCUUGGUCCUAGACCUCAGGUACAACAUAGGUGGACCCACCUCCUCCAUUGCAGGCUUCUGUUCUUAUUUUUUUGACGCGGACAAACAAAUCCUGUUGGACAAACUGUACAACAGACGCACUGACGCCAUCAGUGAAAUGUGGACCCUGCCAGAUCUCACAGGCCCACGCUACGGACUGAAAAAGAGCCUGAUCAUCCUCACGAGCGAGGUGACCUCCGGGGCCGCGGAAGAGUUCGUUUACAUCAUGAAGAAGGUCGGCAGGGCCAUGAUCGUCGGGGAGGUGACCAACGGGGGCAGCCACCCGCCAGAGAAGUUCCGCGUGGGCAAGACGGACGUCUUCCUGAGCAUUCCCGUCAUCCACUCGGACACCGCGCAGGGACCCGCCUGGGAGGGCGCCGGAAUCAGCCCGCACAUCCCCGUACCCGCGGAUUCCGCCCUGGACAAGGCCAAAGAGAUCCUCAGCACGCACUUGGCCGGCCGGAAAUGAAUUGUCCGUGCCAGUCGAGAGAAAGGCAGCCAAAGGGUUUAAUGCGUAAACUCCCAGGUAAUUGUUGUGUCUGUUCAGGUUGGGAAGGCCAGCCUCAACACCUCAGCCUUCCCAAGCGUGUUGCUUUAGCGUUUUGAGCCUGGUAAUGUAUCAGACAUGGCCGUAGUCUUUCUUUUUUUUUUUCAAAACAUUCUACUUGGCAAUGACAAUUCUAGAAAAAUAAGGUUGAGGGUAGGCUAUAGCAUGCGUGGUGUUCUGUGGAUUCGGCACUUAAUUUGUUAACAUGUCAUUUAAUGUGUAGCUGAAAUGAGGAUAAAAUGUGUUUAAUCCACACAGACCUUAUCCAUGUUGAUUUCUUACUAUUUUUAGCUUAGAUAUAAUUUAUGUAACUGGUAGAAAUUGGACAUAAAUGUAUUAAUUUUGCUGUUAACCAGAACCACCAAGCCUUUCUUUGACAGAGAAGAAAGAAAUCGACAAAGACUUAUUCCAGGGUUCCUCAGGAAUUUAAAUAUUUUGUGUGAAAAUUGUUAUUUAUUACAAUCUACCGACAUAAACAUUUUUAAACUAAUGUAAUUAUGUGUGCUUUGCCAUUCUUAUAAUUAACACUACUUUACUGAUAAUUACUGCUGUGGAUUAUUCAAAUGAUUUUCCCUGAUUUGAAUAUUUGAAUGUUAAUGUUCGAAGCGGGUGUGUAUUUCUUAUGAAUGGAGGUUGGAAUGUGUUCAUGGGUUUGGGCAGUUUGGGUUGUAUCACUUCCAAAUGUGGUAAAAACACAAUAAAGAUAAUACAUUU
Molecule: messenger RNA, 4434 nt
Organism: Anguilla anguilla (European eel)
Lineage: Eukaryota; Metazoa; Chordata; Actinopteri; Anguilliformes; Anguillidae
Gene: rbp3
Product: retinol binding protein 3
Exons: 5
Coding region: 1-3642 (1213 amino acids)
Biological process (GO): proteolysis
Molecular function (GO): serine-type peptidase activity; retinol binding
Source: RefSeq, a predicted model, not a curated record